GAAAAGGGACCUCUCUCAGUAGACUGUGACUCAGAGCUGCAGGGUGUACCAGGCAGGUGGACCCGGUCCCCAUCACCUCUCACCUCUGCAACAGGGACAGAGCUUGUAGUACCCAGAUGCUCCUGGGGGGGGGCAAAGCAGGCUCCCAUGCCCCCUGCCUACCUCCCCCAGGAUGAAACCUCCCAUUGCCCUGGCUUGCCUUUGCCUCCUGGUGCCCCUGGCUGGCGGGAACCUGGUCCAGUUUGGAGUGAUGAUUGAGAGAAUGACAGGAAAGCCCGCACUGCAGUACAAUAACUACGGCUGCUAUUGUGGCGUCGGUGGCUCCCACUGGCCGGUGGAUGAGACGGAUUGGUGUUGCCAUGCCCAUGACUGCUGCUAUGGCCGCCUGGAGAAGCUGGGCUGUGACCCCAAGCUGGAAAAGUACCUCUUCUCUAUCACUCGGGACAACAUCUUCUGUGCUGGUAGAACGGCUUGCCAGCGGCAUACCUGCGAAUGUGACAAGAGAGCCGCUCUCUGCUUUCGCCACAACCUGAGCACUUACAACUGCAAGUAUGCCCACUACCCCAACAAGCUGUGUACUGGGCCCACCCCACCCUGCUGAGGGCCCUGCUCGGCUCCAUAGCCACCCCAGGCUGCUGCAGUCUCAGGCCUGGAGAUGCUCAGAAUCCAGAUUCCUCUCCUGUAAACUCAUUCCGCCCCUCCAGAGAUCAUGAGCCCUGCUCUCUGGCCUCCAGGACCACACCUGAUCCACAGGAGCCACGGGACUCAGUGCUCACAAGAUCCACUAAGUCGCCUCUGGCAUCUCAAUACCCUCUUCUGAAUAAGAGAUUCUAUUUUCCU
Messenger RNA from Mus pahari (shrew mouse), 840 nucleotides. It is a transcript of the gene Pla2g2e, whose product is annotated as phospholipase A2 group IIE. The transcript has 5 exons. The record is from RefSeq and is a predicted model, not a curated record. Bases 173 to 601 code for a protein of 142 amino acids. Gene Ontology annotation, biological process: negative regulation of T cell proliferation; arachidonate secretion; lipid catabolic process. Gene Ontology annotation, molecular function: calcium ion binding; phospholipid binding. Lineage: Eukaryota; Metazoa; Chordata; Mammalia; Rodentia; Muridae.